AGGAGGUGAGACAUUGGGAAGGAUCCGGACAGGAGGUGACCGCCCGGUGUUGGAGGGUGAAAGAGUGUGUGUGUGUGUGUGUGAGAGAGAGAGAAAGAGAGAGAGAGAGAGAGAGAGAGAGAGAAAGAGGGAGAGAGAGACUGUGUUGCGCUUGUGGCGGAGAGACCGCAGAGAGAAAUCCACACAACUUCCAGCAUCCUCCCUGCGCCGCCGCGCCGCGCUGCGCCCCGCCGCUGCCUCUGCCGCUACCGCGUCUCUCCCCCCACCCCCCAAGUCUCUUCUACCCGGACCCAGGCGGCUUGGCGCGGUGAGAUGUGAAGAGGCUUGAAGUAUGGCAUGCGAGGAUGCUGUUCGCAAAGAAGAAGGAGAUGGUGACGGCGACGCGACGCGCGUUCAUUCGGACCCUGGUCUACUUGUUCUGUUUGACGACUUGUGCGAAAACAACCUCCGGACAAACCAGGAAGGAUGAGAAGAUUUACCCGGAGAAUUUCACUCGGAUUCUGGACCGACUUCUGGACGGCUACGACAACAGGCUGCGACCCGGAUUCGGAGGUCCUGUGACAGAGGUGAAGACCGACAUUUAUGUGACGAGUUUUGGGCCAGUCUCAGACGUUGAAAUGGAAUACACUAUGGAUGUAUUCUUCCGGCAGACCUGGGUCGAUCGGAGAUUGAUGUACGAGGGUCCAGUGGAGAUACUGAGACUUAACAACCUGAUGGUGACCAAGGUCUGGACACCGGACACUUUCUUCAGGAACGGCAAGCGGUCAGUUGCCCACAACAUGACCGCGCCCAACAAGCUCUUCCGCAUCAUGAAGAACGGCACCAUCCUUUACACCAUGAGGUUGACCAUUAGCGCCGAGUGUCCCAUGAAGCUGGUGGAUUUCCCCAUGGACGGACAUGCCUGCCCCCUCAAGUUUGGAAGCUACGCCUACCCCAAAACGGAGAUGAUCUACACUUGGACCAAAGGGCCCCAGCAUUCGGUGGAGGUCCCUCCCGAGUCCUCCAGCCUCGUCCAGUAUGAUCUCAUCGGCCAGACGGUUUCCAGCGAGACCAUUAAAUCAAUCACAGGUGAAUAUGUGGUGAUGACGGUCUACUUCCACCUGAAGCGGAAGAUGGGCUACUUCAUGAUUCAGACGUACAUCCCCUGCAUAAUGACAGUGAUCCUCUCUCAAGUGUCCUUCUGGAUAAACAAGGAGUCGGUCCCGGCACGUACCGUUUUUGGAAUCACCACCGUCCUGACCAUGACAACACUCAGCAUCAGCGCCCGCCACUCUCUCCCCAAGGUCUCGUACGCAACCGCCAUGGACUGGUUCAUCGCCGUCUGCUUCGCCUUCGUCUUCUCUGCCCUCAUCGAGUUCGCUGCCGUCAACUAUUUCACCAACGCACAGAUUGAGAGGGCCAAGAAGAAGCCGGGCAAGUGUCCCCCCGUGCCCCAAAGCACGCCUGUCAAGGUGAAGGACGCAGAGGAAGUGCAGCAGCAAGUUCCUGACACCAACGGCUCCCUGAGGAAGCGCAUGAAUUAUGUCUCACACCAAGACCCAGCGGGCCAGCCGAGAGCCCAGUCCACCACCAACAUCUCAGGACUGGGAAGAGGAAGGCAGCUGAGAGCGCUGGCUGGCGGCGCCAACGGCAGCUCCUCGACCCUCUCCCGCUCCAGCCCCAAGUCCGAGAGCCUGCUGAGCGUGGCCUCGUCCUCAGCACAGCUGGUGAAGGGCACGCCUCAGCCCGCGGCGUCCACCCCAGACGUGAUGGCGGGGACGCCGGGCCGGUGUCCCGCCGGCCCGGCGUCUCUGCAGCACCUGCUCGGGCCCAAGCUGGAGCGCAUCCAGAUGAUGGGCAACAAGCCGGAGCAGAAGCAGACGCCGUGCUCCCAGCCGACCACCGCCGGCAUGGGCGGAACCAGCAAAAUUGACAAAUACGCCCGGAUCCUGUUCCCGGUGUCCUUUGGGGCGUUCAACAUGGUCUACUGGGUGGUCUACCUGUCGAAAGACACAGUGGUGGCCAAAGGGGGAUAAAUCUCACUCUGGCUGUGAGGUUCAUUGUGAUUUCCUCUAGCGUGGAUACAACAACAACACGCUGCUGGUUCUUACCAGACAGUUCAGUGUGCUCAUCCGUCAACAAGGGAUCCUGGAGAACGCGUUUGCCAGGCAUUUGCUGAAGGACCACAAGCAUGGAAACAAAUCGUUAUAAUUAGGACAAACUGACUCGGCUUAGGAAAGAACAUGCGCACACUGGAUUACUCCACCGUCCUCUUUCUAUUUCACAUUGCCUCGUCCGAUUGUAAAGGUCUCCAACUGCCCGGUGAUCCAUGCGGCCUGGAGGAAGACUGGGGAUUUGUCAUUUUCCUAUUUUUGUACCCUGUACCUUUCGGGAUGCUUGGAUAUGUCAUCAAUCGGAACUGAACCUCGCCCGCAAUGUAAAAUAUAUACAUAUAUAAAUAUUUAUUUAUUAGGCUAAACAGAUUUAUAUUUAAUGUACAAACCUGAUGCACUGUUGUGCCAGUAGAUUUAAGGAUUAAAUCGAUCGGAGAGCACAAAGUGAUCUGCGUUGGUCUUAAAUGCUCCCUGGGAAAACGGGUGUCAAGCUGAAGAGAAGAAAUUUGAUGAGAAAGUCCUCAGAACCGAGGCUUAGAGGAGCGCCGGUCACAAGUGGAUGAGCGGCGAAAGCUUCUUGCGCCCAACCUCCGUGUGGAGUAUCUGCAUUGCACAAGAUGGAUUAAGCAAUACGGAGAGAGAGAAACAAAAAAAAAAAAACAAGAUGAAAUGUGGGGAUAAAUCAGGAAGGAAGCGGAGGAGACGUGCUUACAGUAGGAGGGUUUAAGCUUCUUCACUGUCUGGCCAAGAUUCAUACUUUGAUUACGUAAAAUGUGUUUUUUUUUUUUUUUAAAUUCACAUGACCAAACAAAAACAAAGAGAAUGGAAAGACAUUUACUAGCAGAUCAUAGUGUGAGGGGAAAAGUAAGCUUUGCCGGAAACCAUCUGCUGUGCGACACAGAAAGGUUCUGAGACACAGUAACGGUGUUAGUGAACCCGCUCAAGGGCGUCGUCAACCCAGACACCUGGAUGGGGUUUCAUCCUGUCUCAGGCAGCCAGAUGUUACCUUAUUAUCAGUGCAGCUGUUGGUCACUUAGAUGGCUGCGCUUCAUUUUCCUGCAGCUCGUACAGUUAGGAUAAUUUGGUUUCUUCAAGGUGAGGUUUUGCGUGAAUUGUGUCAGCAGAGAUGGUUCCCUUGCAACUCGCGGUAGAUGUUGCGCUGCUGGAAGAAAUCCUGAGAGGAGCGGAAGGUCAAAUUCCGACUUGGACGUUUGGAAACCGGAGUGAGUUUCAUAUCCAAUGCGGCCGCAGACCACAUAAAGUCGAGUCUGUACGUCUGUAAUCUUUCGCCUAAUCCGGGAUUGAGUCAGCAGGCUAAACAGAUGACUCCAGUGUUUUUGGUCUAGUUUCUAGUGCAGAUAUUGUAGUACUUGAAAUAAGACAAAACUAACUACUGAGGUAUUUGCACUAGAAACUAGACAAAAAUUAAAUAAAUACUUGGUGAGACAUAGGAUAAGCAGGAAUCACAAAAAUGAUCGCAGCGCCUUUAAUUCUCACCAGAUUUCUAUAAACAUGGUUUAAAUUGAAGCUGAGAAAAUUGCUGAUGUUUGUAAGUUUUCUAGCUUGAUAUAAGUCUAUGAACAGUUUAGUUUCUAUCGAGAUGCAAGAGAGGACAAAGCAAAUCCCUCCAUCCCAUUUGAUGAUUAAAUGUUCAAACAAACGAGGAAAUUAGUUCAGUUUUUGUCAUUUAUUAAAGGUUUAGAAAUUACAGCAGCUGCAGGGCGCCACAGCGAUGGGACAGUGAGCUGAUACAAAGUUGUAAAACAUCUUCAAACUAUUUAUAUUAUGUUUCUCCUUGCUUAGUGUCGGCAUGCAAACCCGUUGAUAUGGUCCAGAGCAGAGAGUAACAUACUGACCAGAAUGUCCUGCUCUGUAGUUCACUUCCUGCUUUUGAAACGGUCUCUGGUCAGGCUGCAUCCGUUUUAGAGUCCACUUCAACCGGACCGAGACCGAGGUUUUUAGGCGGAUGCUCCGGAACUCAAGCUUGCAUUCAGACCUCCCCAAAAACUCUGGACUUUCGAGACAAACGGAUCAGAGUCUGAUUCAGGAAUCUAAUCCUGGUUUGGUCUGCAUGCACCCUUGGUGUGUUUUUAUUUUCAGGGCUCUGUUCGCCGCAGACUGCGUCACAACAAGUGAUGACGACUCCAGCGAACCUCUAUCCCUUCACCGUCGCUUGACACGUUUCUUAAACAUCUCCGCGACGAACGAGGCCACGUUUAUUAACUGUUUGACUUCGACUAACACUUGAGCACUCAGUGACCCAGAUUGCCAUGCUCAUUUAAAAUGAGCAAUGCAAAAAUAGAUCCCUCGUUUAGGUGAAAUGGGCAACGCGGCGCUCAGAUGUCGCCUUCACUAAACACGGAAGAAAGUCGAGCAAAUGAUUUCCUCUCAGGUGUGGAAGAGGUUCUGGGCCGGUGUGAGAUUCUCACGCGGUGUGUCAGCUUUCAUCAGAAGCACAAUGCAUGCAAAAACACUUGCGGGAAAUGUUUGGAUGUCUCACUUUUCUGUCUCAACUGGUUCGCGGUCUGCACUGCAAAAACACAACACCUUAAAAAGCAGAUUUUGGUUCCCAGUGCAAACGACUUUACAGAAGGCAAAACGUCUUUACAAGUAACUUUUCAGCAAGAAAUGGGAGUUAGUUUUAACUGAGUAAUUUAUCAAUAUUGAUGAAAACAUAUUGGUUAUAAGUGAAAUAACCUGCCCUGCAGCUUAACGACAUAAAAAGGGUUUUUCCACUGACAGACUAUUUCAAUUAUAAUUAGUACCGUUUCAUCAAUAUUAAGCUCCCACAUGUUGCUGGAAAGUGGCUUGUAAGUUAGUUUGUCUUUUGGGUUUUUGCAGUCUGCCUGCAGCACACGCCUGCAAUGUUGUGGAAAAUCUUCUGCUGUAUUAAAUCGGACCAGCAAAGGAGGUUGCUAUUUCCUCCUUUGCUGAAAUUAUUUCAGCUUUAAAACAGUAGCGUUUUUUUUGUGUUUUUUUUUUUUCAUGUGACCUCCUCUUUUAGUUUCAACACUAUGACUAUGCCAAUGAGAAAAAUUGUAAUCAGUGGACUUCCAACCCUAUGGAGGGUACAGAUGGAAAAUGUGUGUUUUAAAACCUUUGCAUACCCUGGUAGGGAAGUGGAUCUGUGCCACCUGUGGCUAUUAAUAGCUAAAACUCCACUUUUCUCACUUUAUUCAUAAAUCUGCACAUGUGGAAAUAAGAUAGUGAAUGUAAUGUCUUCAUCAAAUGUCCACGCUUUAACCCAGGACUGGACAAUAAGUCAGUAACCAUAAAAAAAUAUUGCAACAGACACAUGAUCAACAUCAAUACUGCGUGUUUCAGUAAACACAUUAAACCCUGAUCAUAGGCGGCGCAAGACAGGAGAGGGAAUGGAGAAGAAGAAGAAAAAGACCUUGAGGAAGACGCUGUUUGUGGACUGUACAACUAUUGCUCUGGUUAAAUAAAGACCGUUCAACAGUUAUUCCCUUUUUCCUUUGACUGUACCAUAGAGUACUCAGAAAUUUCACUGGACUUCUAUCCAGAACCGCACAGCAUUCUGGGGGAUGUUGGCAAAAGGAGGAAAGUCUUAGGGCUAGCUCAGCGCUGUUGGUGGCGUCAACUCACUCACUCGCUCUUUAGUUACCUAGAAACAACUUGUUGAGUAACUUGCAGCAGCAGUUUCAUUUUUCGUCACUGUGCCUCAUAGCUGCUUAAAAAUCAACGCGUUGUGAAAACUGGAUGAAACAGUUAAGACCACAGCAUCAGUUUGGCAGUAUUUCAGAUAUUUAACUAAAUAAAAGAAAAAUCAACAAUUAUUGAUAUUCACUGAUAUGAAACGCUUGUUUCGUGACACGUUUUUCGACCAUAACAUCCAGCCAUACUGUAAACCCAACACCAGGGAAAUAGAUCUACCUCAGUGUUCACAUUCAUGUCCGAGUCAGACAGGAAACUGAAGUAUGUUAUUAAAUCCAGUGGCUCUUCAAGGAAACCUGAUAGAAUCUCAAAAGCUCGAGUCCGUUGGCAGUAAUUUGAUUCUUGUGUGGCCAAAGGACACACACCAUUAUCCUGAUAGCAGUAGGCAACAUGACGAUGGUAAAUUGUCCUCCCUGGUCUUCUAUUGCUGCAAUAGGCUGGUGGAGGUGAAGUAGAGAAGUCAUUGAGCAGCCUAUAAAAAUGGACUGUAGUGUGUUGCUGUAAGUGCUCAAGAAAACAUAGUUGAGAAACCACAACAAGAGAAAAUGAUGGGAGUUGGCAGUUAUCUCUGCUUAUGGCCAUGUAUGGCAUAAAACCUUCCAUUUUGGGCCAGUGACUAACCAAAAUGAGGUGGUACCAGUUGUUUCACUGAACAGUUGGCAGAUGAACACGUCUGCUGACGGACAUGUCACAUGGACGGGGACUCAUGGUACAAUUUGUACCUCGUUCCUGCCUCUGAUAAUCGUCCAUGUGUGGUCGUUGCUCCUCAUCGAUUGGUUGCUCCAACAGGAGGUUGAUGAGAAGUACAGAUCAAGAACCUCCACACACUACUCCACUCUCUGCAGUUGACCAUGUGUGAAAUUGAUUUUGGCAUCAUUAGCUCUCCAUUGAUCUCUGGGUUUUUUUUCUGUAUUUGUCUCUGAUAGGGUAAAAAAAAAAGCGUAUCCCAUUCAGAAAACACAAGACAUCCAGGGGACGAAUGAGGACCGUGUCAGCAAGAGAUUGAUAUUUGCUGCCCCAACCAUAACCCUGUAUUCCCUGAUUUCACUGAGCAUGAGCCUGAUUGAUUGGAGCUGCCAACAUAAGGUUGUGGGGUUUUUUUUGUUUUCUUUCUCUUUCUAUAUAAACAGAUUAAAGAUGCUCACUUUGACAUUUUGAUCGGAGGAUCGGCAUACAACGUCGCUACAAGAAUAACUUUUUAUUUAUUUCAAAGAAAAUUUGAUGCGCCGACUGUCAAACAGUUUGCCUUUGAGUGGGUCCCUGAUGGAAGUUGUACACGGCACUCAGGAGGCAAAACAUGGCUUCACACGCCCUCUAGUGGUUCAGUUCACCACUAGAUUUGCUUGGCAUUUACCCAUGCAAGGCAAAUAAGGAAUUUCAUUUACUUUUACGUUUGGUUCUAGUGACAUACAGUGUUGUGAAAAAAUAUUUGCACCCUUCCAAAUGUCUAUUUUUUUAAAAGGUAAUUUUAUUGUUUGCUUUUAUGGCACAUGUAAAUGUUUCACAUCAUUAAUCAAAUGCCAUCAUUGGAGAAAAGAUAACCUCAGUGAGUACAAAAUUUAUUUUUUUAAUGACAACUGCAUUCAAAUGAGGGAGUUAUCCAAAUCAACCUGACAUCAUGUGGAAAAACAAUUCCUCUCAUCCUACCUCGUCAUGGUAGUUUGGCUCAACCAUGUCUUUUGAAUAAUUGGGUUUAAUGUCGAUCUGUAUCCAGGCCUGAUUACGCGAGAAGUCUGACAGAACUUGACUGGCAACAUGAGAUAGGCUGUAAGAUCUCAAAAAGCAACACCCACCUUGCUCUACUAAAAACAUGAAAUACCAAAUAGAUUAAGCACAGAGUCACUUAUAUUCACCACUUGAUAUAUUCACAAGGUCAUUUGGUCAGUGUUCAUGAUUCAGCAUUAAAAGAGAGGCAACCUACCAUAAGGGAGUUUCAAGGUCAAAACCACUGAUGACCAAGAAGUCAAAGGGUGUGGGGAACCAGGUCCUUUUCUCUGUACUUUUAACAAAUCCACUUGGAGCACGUUCAUAUUUUUGAAGGCCUGUGCCUCGCCCCUCCUUCGGUAUCACAAGGGAUGAACUUCGGCCCCCCCGGUGACCAUUUACAGGAUGAAAUGGACUUUGCCUUUGGACGAAUUGAAGGCCGGGAUGCAAUUUGUGAGGUCAUGUUUUCGCAUUGUGGGAAUUAAACGUCAAUGAAACUGCUGUUGUUGGCCGUUUUCGUCUAAAUCAAGCUUUGAACCUUAAAAGGUGUGGAGCAUUGCCUGUAAUCCAAAGAGCAGGAGUCUCACCCAAUUUAUUUUCAUUUCGUUUAGAGAUGAGCAGCGUUAUUUUUCUUUCUCUUUUUUUUUUAAAGUAGUUCCUGACUGUGGAGACGUGAAGCGGAGUGCAGUGUCUGAAAUGAGCCACUAGAGGGUGCUGCAGCUGUCUUUUUCAGACUUCAGGCGUUCGGAUUGUUUCGCUUUAAAGGGUUCAGAUUUUUCUACACUACACCUAAACAAAUUAGUUUUUCUGUCUUCAUAGAAAGUCAUUCUGAAAUAUUUUGCUUAUUUUAUUUCUCUUUCAAAUCCAGUCAUAAUUGUACCUGCAUUCUGCCUGCUGAAUGGAAUAUCCAGCUCGUUGUGUUGGUUUACUUUUCACCCUUAUCAUUUAAGAUUUAACAAAAUGAAAUACAACAAGGAUCUUGCAAUAUUUAAGAUGCUAACUGGUGAACCUUGUGCUCACAUUAUAAUGUUACUCAUAGAUUUGGGAGAGAUAAAAAACAACAACUGUCCAAUCAUUGAUUAGAUUGAACAGAUUGAGGCAAAUAACAAAGUUCUUGGUUGCUUUAAUCAAAAUCUUGUGUUUCUUAAAAUGUUUUUGGUUCUCCGUUUAGAAGUUUCAAUUUGUAGUAAAAAUCCUUUUUUGCUGGACCAUCUCAUCCUUUUGGUUUCAUCUGUGCGUUUAGUUUUUGUUGGUUUCCAGGCCUUUUCCCGUUUGCUUUGUAGAUCCUUUGACUCAGCUCCCUCUGCGGUAAUUAGUCUCCCUCCCUCAGUUUCCCAGCUUUCACCCUGCCGCAGCUGUUCCAAAUCUCCUUUGAUUAGUACAUCUGAUUGUCGUUUUCCAAGCCUGUCUCAGUACUCAAGCUCCUGGUGUUUCAUUGUUAUUUGCUUGAUUCUUGAUUCUGGAAAGCUUGUAGCUGGAAAAAUAAACAGAAACACAACUUAAGAGAAAAUCAGCAGGUUUCUCACUGACCCAGAAUCCAAUAUGGCUGUGAAUCCUCGUUUAGUUACCGUGUUGAUGUUUUGUGCAAAUUGGAGAGAAAUAAAUGAUUAGCUCAUGUUGCUAACAGCGUUUAGCUUAGUCAGUGAGUGCAUCAGUAAGAAAAUCCAAAUCAUUUAUUUUUGUUUUUCAAACUUGGUUCUGUAACACGCUGAAGUUUGGUUUUGAAGUCAUCCCCGAUCCAAGUUUUGACAUAAGGCAUCAAUAGCUGCGCUUCCGUUACAAAUUUACCUAAAAACAUUGUUUAUUUUCUGUUGAUGUUGGAGAAACACAAUCUGGUAAUUGCAGUGCUUCCAUUGAAGGAGAAACGCCGGCGUCCUCUCACCACUUCCUGUCGUCUUCUUCAUCGUUUCCAGCAGUAGUAACAUUUUUUGCUCACGUGACUCGUGUGAUGUGAAAAAAAGUGUCGCCAUCGCACUUUUAUGGAACGCACUCAUGAAAAACCACCUCGUCAUAGCACAAAAACGUAAAAAGAAAUAAAUAAAUUAAAAAAUUAGGGCGUUUCCUUUACGCAAAUUUAUUUUCAUAAUUCCAAUAAGUGCUGUUAUAUAGUACGGAAUAGUAUGGAAACGUAGCUAGUGAAACGCCUGGAAAGUGUUUUUACUUACCAAACAAUUUAGAUAUCACCAGUGACGAUUGCUUAUAAGACAUAAAUUUCAUACACUUUUUAUUUAUUUAUGUUUUUUUACAUGAACACCUAUCUGUGGUCAUGUGUCACAAAUAGGAAUCAUCUUCUCCCCCAAGAGAAGAUGAUUCCUGCUGAAAUUCUCUUCUUUCCCACUGGUAAAUGUUUGCGCUGACGCAUGAUUUCUAAAGGUUUCUGGGGGUCACGACGAAACCUCUCGCUUCUAACAACAAUGACUGUAGGAGCACCCAGCAGUUUUUAUCUUCACUGCAUCAGACGAAACCAAAAAUACAGAGCAAUAAGGAGAAGAAAAAAAAGAAGCAUCAACACGUUAAAUUCAGAUCUCAGCUGAAUUUUGUAAUAAAAACCAGUGCAGCACCAAAGGACUCAUCUCCCCAAGACUCAUUUAUUAAAGCGCCGUUUAACAUCUCCUGCACUCAUCUUUAGAAACUGAGACCCCAGAGAUGCACAUGUGAUUUUAAAAUUGUAUGUAAAAUGUUGCUUUGCUUUUUGUUGUUUUUCAGCAAAGUGAAAUGGAUUUGUAUAUUGUGUGAUUAGUCUUGAUAUUAUGCGACAACACUCUGCAGCACUGUACAGAAGUGAUUUCCGACAGGCACAACGAGGGACAAAGUAUUUUUUUGAACUGUCUUAUUUAUUAGUCCCAAUCUCUAGUUUGGAGGAAACGUCAUUAAACAUGUUUGAUGAACGCAA
Molecule: messenger RNA, 10365 nt
Organism: Poeciliopsis prolifica (blackstripe livebearer)
Lineage: Eukaryota; Metazoa; Chordata; Actinopteri; Cyprinodontiformes; Poeciliidae
Gene: gabra4
Product: gamma-aminobutyric acid type A receptor subunit alpha4
Exons: 9
Coding region: 345-2015 (556 amino acids)
Biological process (GO): gamma-aminobutyric acid signaling pathway; nervous system process; monoatomic ion transmembrane transport
Cellular component (GO): dendrite membrane; synapse; neuron projection
Molecular function (GO): inhibitory extracellular ligand-gated monoatomic ion channel activity; GABA-A receptor activity; benzodiazepine receptor activity
Source: RefSeq, a predicted model, not a curated record